Molecule: messenger RNA, 1871 nt
Organism: Gopherus evgoodei (Goodes thornscrub tortoise)
Lineage: Eukaryota; Metazoa; Chordata; Testudines; Testudinidae
Product: gastrula zinc finger protein XlCGF57.1-like
Exons: 2
Coding region: 117-1823 (568 amino acids)
Biological process (GO): regulation of transcription by RNA polymerase II
Molecular function (GO): RNA polymerase II cis-regulatory region sequence-specific DNA binding; DNA-binding transcription factor activity, RNA polymerase II-specific
Source: RefSeq, a predicted model, not a curated record
ACUUGGUUAAACCAACUCAACAACUGUGUGGGAAUGCAGGAAACAUUUGGGAUGCCCUACAAAGACCCUGUGAGCUCUCCAAGUUCAGGAUUGUUCCCUGCAGAUGUGGAAUCAUAAUGGCAGAUGUCACUCAUGGCUUCCCUCCUAUUCUGACUGACAACUGGCAGCAGGUCGCUCCGCGAUCUCACUUUCCUCUGAGUGUUCUCGUGAGAUGCAGACCAAAACUGAUCCCUUCCUCUCUCCUCUGGGGAAGGUUUUGGGGAAAAUCAGCUCCUGAUAGGUUUGAUCUCUCCCACACAUAUUUUGGAUUGUUCAUCCCUUUUUCCAUUCCUCUCUCUGAGAAUUUCUUUCUUUCCGGUGCAGGUAGUGACCUGUGUCUGGAUUCUCUCUGUCUCCCGUCAGGUGAUGGGAUGAUGAGUGAGAAUGAGGAGGAGAAAUCCCAUCAGGAAGAUGAUGAGCGAAGAGAAGCACAUGGAAUGUUAUCAGGAAGAUCCAAAGAGAAUGUUUCCAGGAGUUGUGCACUCCCAGAAAAACCAAAAGCCUGUGAGACUCUGCACAGGCCAGAGGGAAACGUUAGUAGCCUCUCAGACCUUAUAACAAGCGGCAGAAUCAACUUGGAAGAGACACGCUACAGGUGCCAUGAGUGUGGGAAAAGCUUCAGUUGGAGCUCUACCCUUGUCAGACAUCGUAGAAUCCACACAGGAGAGACGCCUUACACGUGCACUGAAUGUGGGAAAAGCUUCAGUCAGAGCUCAAACCUUAUCACACAUCAGAGAAUCCACACAGGAGAGAAGCCUUACACGUGCACUGAGUGUGGGAAAAGCUUCAAUUGGAGCUCUACCCUGAACACACAUCGUAGAAUCCACACAGGAGAGACGCCCUACACAUGCACUGAGUGUGGAAAAAGCUUUAGUUGGCGCUCAGACCUUGUCAGACAUCUGAGAAUCCACACAGGAGAGACGCCUUACACGUGCACUGAGUGUGGGAGACGCUUUAGUUGGCGCUCACACCUUAUCGGACAUCAGAGAAUCCACACAGGAGAGACGCCGUACACGUGCACCGAGUGCGGGAAAAGCUUUAGUCAGUGCUCAAACCUUAUCACACAUCAGAGAAUCCACACAGGAGAGAAGCCCUACUCAUGCUCAGAGUGCGGGAAAAGCUUUAGUCGGAGCUCAGACCUUAUCGGACAUCAGAGAAUCCACACAAGAGAGAAGCCCUACACGUGUUCUGAGUGCGGGAAAAGCUUUAGUUGUAGCUCAGACCUUAUCAGACAUCAGAGAAUCCACACAGGAGAGACACCUUAUACAUGCACUGAGUGUGGGAGAAGCUUUAAUCGGAGCUCACACCUUAUCGGACAUCAGAGAAUCCACACAGGAGAGAAGCCCUACACAUGCUGUGAGUGUGAAAAAAGCUUUAGUCAGAGCUCACACCUUAUCGGACAUCAGAGAAUCCACACAGGAGAGACGCCUUACACGUGCACUGAGUGUGGGAAAAGCUUCAAUCGGAGCUCUACCCUGAACACACAUCGUAGAAUCCACACAGGAGAGACACCUUACACAUGCACUGAGUGUAGGAAAAGCUUCAGUCGGCGCUCAAACCUUAUCACACAUCAGAGAAUCCACACUGGAGAGACACCUUACACGUGCACUGAGUGUGGGAAAAGCUUCAAUCGGAGCUCUACCCUGAACACACAUCGUAGAAUCCACACAAGGGAGAUGCCCUACACAUGCUCUGAAUGCGGGCAAAGCUUCAGUCAGCGCUCAAGGCUCAUUAGACAUCAGAAAAUGCACAGGAGAGAGAAUUGUAAUAAAUCCCUUGACUAGGGUUGGCAAAAACGAAUUUUUUUUUAAAAAAUCACAUUAGCUAAUUCC